This is a messenger RNA of Coregonus clupeaformis (lake whitefish), 3273 nucleotides long. RefSeq names its product rho GTPase-activating protein 40. The record is from RefSeq and is a predicted model, not a curated record. NCBI's taxonomy places the organism in Eukaryota, Metazoa, Chordata, Actinopteri, Salmoniformes, Salmonidae. The transcript has 15 exons. Bases 124 to 2241 code for a protein of 705 amino acids. Gene Ontology annotation, biological process: regulation of small GTPase mediated signal transduction; signal transduction; regulation of actin filament polymerization. Gene Ontology annotation, molecular function: GTPase activator activity. Gene Ontology annotation, cellular component: cytoplasm.
GCGGGGAAAGCUGGGGGCAGCUAGGCAGGAGGCAGCUGCUGUUUUCUAUACUACUACGCUGCAGUAGGCAGCGUUAGCAGCAACAAUCACAGCCUGCCUGGGGUAGAGGGGGAGACAGGCAGGAUGCCAUUGUGGAGAAGUGGCUCCCGGGCCAGGCAGCAAGGCUCAGAAAAAGCUAAUGGACCACCCAGACCCAAGGCAAGGAGCCCUAGUCCCUCCGAGAUGAACGGUAAGCCUUGGGCCAGGCCAAGCUACCAGGACCAAGCUGCAGCUGAACACACACAGGACAAAUGUACAGCGUCCCACCAGGAACCACAACAACAGCACCCUGACAAACUGUGCCUGGACUCCUUCUGGAGUGAGGUGGAGACCAUACGCAGCCAGGAUAGCGGUUACAUUGACCUUGACACUGACAGUGCCAGACGAGACUCCAGACACUCUGAAGAAGGGGAGCAGGAGGAGCAGUGGCUCCAGGAUGCAGGUCUGUCCACUCUGAUAAGACAGCAACAGCAGAGACCAGACAGAGACCGGGAACAGGACAGGAAGGACCAGGAUGUUGACCAGGCCAUCCUACUGUCCACUCUGACCCGUACGCAGGCCGCAGCCGUCCAGAGGAGGCUCGAUUCCUACACCCUGUCCCUGAGGAAGAGGAACAAACCCCCGCCGCGCGACGUCAGGGAUGUCUUUAGCGUCUCACCCUCCUCUAUCGCUCAGACGCCUCUACCAGAGUCUCAAGACCCUGAGCCUAUAGAACCUAGCGCAUCUAUAUCAUCUAUACCAGAGGACAGCAUGGACACUAUCAACAAGACCCUACUACAAGAGCUCAGCUUGGAGCAACAGCAACAGCAUGGAGGAGCUCCUAAAGAGGAUAUCUUCAUCACAGACGUCGCAUACUGUGAACAGGCGGCCAUCUUGUUGAAACAGGCCAUGCUGCCACAGAUACAGAACAACGACCGGAAGAGGAAGGAGGACGGCACACUACCUAGGAUGAUCUGCCCUCAGUGUCGUCUGGGUGUGACUCGUAUCCAGGACCUGUCCAAUCAGGACAUGAAGAAGGUUCGUCAGCUGGCCCUCAUCGACAUGACAGCGCUCUGCGACCUGCUGGAGCUCGACGUGAAGAGACACAAAACUUGCAAGAGGAAGAUACUAGAGAGCACCCUGUUUGGGGUUCCCCUGGCCACGCUGUUGGAGAAUGAUCAGAAAGUCAAGCCCACUGCCACCACUCCUCUUAUCCUGCAGGCGCUGCUCUCUUUUCUGGAGAAGAGAGGAGUAGACUCAGAAGGCAUUCUGCGGGUUCCAGGUUCUCAGUCCAGAAUCAAGAAGCUGCAGCAGGAUCUGGAGCAGAACUUCUACAGUGGAGGAUUCAGUUGGGAAGAGGUCAGCCCUAACGAUGCUGCAGCGUUAGUGAAGAAGUUUAUCAGAGAACUGCCUUCUCCACUGCUCACCACAGAGCACCUCAACACAUUCAGCGCUGUCAGGGACAUCCCUGAGCUGAAACAGAAGCUACAUGUUCUGAACCUUCUCAUCCUUCUUCUGCCUGAACCCAACAGAAACACACUAAAGGCUCUGUUGGAGUUUCUGAGUAAGGUGGUGUCCAGAGAGAGGAGGAACCGUAUGAACCUGUGGGCCGUGUCCACCAUCAUGGCCCCUAACCUGUUCCUCCACAAAGCCAUGCCCUCCCGCCUCACUGACGGGGGGCCAGGGGUCGAGAAGGGACAGGCCGAGAAGGCUGCUGACAUCAUGAGGCUCCUCAUACGCUACCAGGACCUGCUCUGGACCAUCCCUAACUUCGUGAUGAGCCAGGUGCGUAAACUGAAUGAGAACCGUAACCGGAGGUACCAGUUCUACGACCGACGCAUCAAGAACCUGCUGAGGAAAAUACACCAGGACAGCAAGGACAAACCUGACAAGAACUCAGAGCCGUGUCGUACAGUGAAGAUCCAGGUGGGAGAUCUGAUGAGCAGCACCAUGGAGGUGCAGGUGAACAUCAACUCCAGGGCUUCAGACCUGCUGGCUCAGUUCCACAGGCACCUCUGCAGCUCCGACAACACCAAGAGGAACGGUUCAGUAAAUGGUUCGGGAUCCUACCCGGACUGUGCCAUCUAUGAAGUGGGAGGAAAUAUCGGUGAACACUGCCUAGACCCAGAGACCCAUCUCCUGGACCUGUGCAACACCAACCCCAGUGGGGAGUGGGUCAUCAAACUGAAACCCCUGGUCACCACCAGGGGGCUGCACCAAUAAGAGACAGCCGCAGGCAAAGGGAGAGACCAGUAGGGGGCUUCAAGAGCCAGCCAGAGGAGGAGGGAGACCAGGAGGAGGAGAGGAGGAAGAUGCUGCUGCUGUUAAAAAACAAACCACCUCAAGACUGAGCCCUCUCUCCCCCUUUCCUUUUCCCAAUGCAGGGGAGACCAGACUAGGUGGAGCAAAGCAGAGAUAGACAGAGAGGGAGAGCUACUGCUCAAAAACACUCCACCUUCAGAUGGAGGAGAGGCUUUGGCUGCUUCUUGACUUGUCAGCUCUCAGCCAAUCACCUCCCAGCGUCCGCAGGAGCCCAGAUGGGGAUCUGAUGCACCGCUGGCUACGACAGCAGCCGCCGAGUCUCUCUCACUCUCUCUUUCUUUUUUUGUAUCUCCAUUCUUUCUGCUCAGACAUUUGAUCACAAAAGGAAUGGGAGAGUGAGGGGGACAGUCAAAGACUCUAAUGAGCUGAUAGCCCCAUGUCAUGUCCCCUGUGUAUGACUUUGGCUCUGUUCUUUCUGGGGCCUUUGGGCCCUGUCCCUGCAGACUCUAUAAGAGCCCUAAUCAGAGUAGAGGACAGAGAUCCUUCUUCUCUUUAAGGGAUCAAAGGUCAGCCUUUAAUACAUUACUACUGGACCUCUAAAGGGAACGGUUGUUUAAUAACAGAGAGUGAAGCUGGUCUUCGUUUCUGUUUUCUCAUUUUUGUUUUUGAUGAACGAAGGAUUUUAAGUAUUGAAUCUGGCGAUGGAUUGAUUGACUAUUUAUAAUUGAUUGGAUGUGUCUAUCUGUAUGUACGUGUAUGUAGUCAUGAAUGUUGUCCUUUGAAAUGAAUAGGUAUGUUUGUUGCUGAAAUAGUAACAUAACAGUCAUGUAAGCUCAUCCAGUCUUUUUGGGGACUUUUACAGUGGUCUUGCUCUUGUACAGUACCUUUGUUGAUGAGCUGUAUUUUGAUGCACCUCCGCAUCCCUCUUUUUCUAUUUCUAUUACCCAUUUGUCCUCAGUUCCUCUUGAAAAUACAUUUCGUAUAUGAAAUCUA